Molecule: messenger RNA, 661 nt
Organism: Manacus vitellinus (golden-collared manakin)
Lineage: Eukaryota; Metazoa; Chordata; Aves; Passeriformes; Pipridae
Gene: CDC26
Product: cell division cycle 26
Biological process (GO): regulation of mitotic cell cycle; protein K11-linked ubiquitination; anaphase-promoting complex-dependent catabolic process
Cellular component (GO): anaphase-promoting complex
Source: RefSeq, a predicted model, not a curated record
AUGGCGAACGGGGACCGGGAACAGCACGAGGAAACGGGAAAAGAACGGAAAAUGGGACGGGAAUGGGACUGGACGCGCUCGGCAUCCAGCGCCUCACGGGCACUUCCGGGGCGCGGACCACGCGGGGGCACACCGGGAGGAGUGGCGGAAGCGCUGAGCGGCGCGGGAGAGCUCGCCUCGCACUGGGCUCGGUUCCCGGGCCCGAUCCGAUCCGAUCCCGAUCCCGAUCCCGGUGCCGGGUGCCGCGUGCUCCUUCGGAAGCCGACGCGGCUGGAGCUGAAGCUUGGACGACAUCGAGGAGUCGAGAGCGUGCGGAAGGAGCUGGAGGUGCGCGCGGGCAGCGCGGACGAGGCGGAGCGGCGGGCGGGCGGGGAGGAGGCGCAGGCGCUCGCGCUGCGGCACGGAGCACAAAGCCGCGAGCAGCUCAAUCAACGACGCGGCAUCGGCUACAAACCGCAGCCCAAGGCCGGCGGGCGGACCGCGCACUUCGGCACCUUCGAGUUCUGAGCGCGGCGCCGGGGCCGCAGCGCCGCCCGAGGGGCCUCGGCCUCCCCCCUCGGCGCUCUCCCUUUUCGGUUGCCUUAGUUUUUUAAGUUCGGUUAACACACCCAUGAACGCCCCUCUUGGCCCAGUGUUUUGUUUUAAAUAAACACGUCCUUUU